Punica granatum (pomegranate) is the source of this 808-nucleotide messenger RNA. Lineage: Eukaryota; Viridiplantae; Streptophyta; Magnoliopsida; Myrtales; Lythraceae. The record is from RefSeq and is a predicted model, not a curated record.
UCAGCUCACCUGACGGCUCGUCAUCCCGCCUCUCGUCUUCAUCAUCUCCUCCAGUAUCGUCCACCUCUUCAAUCCUCCCUUUCAUCUCUCAGAGCUCCCCAGUCGCCAUUAGUGAACAGUUCAUGAUCAGUCACGGCCGAAGGACCAAGCUUUUUCACCUCCUCCAAUGGCGGCAGCUUCACUCGGGUCCCUCGACUUCCGAUUUCAAGGACACCCACCAGAUCAAGCUCCUCAACCGGUCCUGCAAGGCCCGGAAGUACAGCGAGUACCUCUACUUCCUCGAGCGCCUGGUGAGCAAGCUGAACUACAAGCCCGAGGUCGUCCUCUGCACGAAGCUCAUCAAGGGCUUCUUCGGGUUGGGGAAACUCGAGAAGACCCUCCGGGUCAUGGAGAUCCUGGAGAAGUACGCAACUGCCCAGGCUGCAGUCAUUAGAACUCGGGAAGAAGUUAAACAUCGAGUUUUGCUUGAUAAGUUAUGCCCUCAAGGUCAUUUUUCUGUUAUUUGCUGGAAGAGUAGCCAUAUGAAUUUGACUUGUUGGGAUGGCUAUAGCAUACUGAAGAUUGUGAAAUUCUGAGCUACCUAUCGAGUCCGACAUUCACAGAAAGACGGACUUGGGUGCCCAAUUGGAUAUUAGAAGCUUGGAGCAGCAGAUUCUUUCGAGAACUUCAAGAACUUCACUUGGCAAGAGGUUUUAGAAUUAGCAGUUUGUCGAAGCAAUUAAUGUAUUUUGCUGUACCAUGUUUGAACCCAUUCGAUCUAGGCUUUAAUCUGAGAUUACAUAACAAGAAGGAAACAACUUUUUGUUCU